Messenger RNA from Anopheles marshallii, 1635 nucleotides. RefSeq names its product myrosinase 1-like. The record is from RefSeq and is a predicted model, not a curated record. Gene Ontology annotation, molecular function: beta-glucosidase activity. The transcript is spliced from 4 exons. Bases 1 to 1635 code for a protein of 544 amino acids. Gene Ontology annotation, biological process: carbohydrate metabolic process. NCBI's taxonomy places the organism in Eukaryota, Metazoa, Arthropoda, Insecta, Diptera, Culicidae.
AUGAUGAGAGUGACGUUAAGUGGUGCGUUGCUUUUUCUUAGCAUUGCAUCCUUUGGACACGCACAACGCAAAUUCCCCGAGGGAUUCAAAUUUGGAGUGGGAACAUCGGCGUACCAGAUCGAAGGUGGAUGGAACGAGGAUGGUAAGGGUGAAUCGAUAUGGGACCAUUUAGUGCAUAACUACCCGGGGAAGAUCAAAGAUCGGACCAAUGGAGAUGUGGCGUGUGACAGUUACCACAAUUGGCGCCGUGAUGUGGAAAUGAUCCGUGAGCUCGGUGUAGACAUCUAUCGCUUUUCGCUUGCCUGGAGCCGUAUUCUCCCAACCGGCAUUAGCAAUGAAGUGAAUCAGAAAGGUAUCGAUUACUACAACAAUCUUAUCGACGAGCUGUUAAAGCACAACAUCACACCGAUGGUGACGCUGUUUCACUGGGACACACCGCAGCGUUUGCAGGAGAUGGGAGGAUUUACGAACCGGCUUAUCGUGGGACACUUCCGCGAGUAUGCACGGGUAGCGUUCGAGAGUUUUGGGGAUCGUGUGAAGAUCUGGACAACGUUCAACGAGCCACCCCAGACCUGUCGGUUGCCGUACGAGUACGAUGCUAUGGCACCGGGGUUAGACUUCCCCGGUAUUUACACGUACCUUUGCACCCAUCACUUGCUGUUGUCGCACGCAGAAGCGGUGGAUCUGUACCGCAAACAGUUUCAACCAACGCAGGGUGGACAGAUCGGUAUAACGGUCGAUGGUUCGUGGGCCGAACCGAUUUCGGAAGCGGAACGAGAAGCGUCCGAUAUCACAAUGCAGUACUUGUUCGGCAUCUACAUGCAUCCGAUCUAUAUCGGUAACUAUCCACAAGUGAUCAUCGAUCGUGUUGGGAAUUUAAGCAUACAGCAAGGCUUCAAGAAAUCUCGCCUGCCCACCUUCACUGCGGAGGAACUCACCAAGCUGAAGGGUUCGUCUGACUUCUUCGGUUACAACGGAUACACCACGAAUCUGGUGUACAUGAACGAUGCGGCCAAUACGGCAAACUUCCGCGUACCGUCGUUCGAUCACGAUCGUAAUACGGUCGACUUCCAGGACGACCGGUGGCCAUCGACCGGAUCCUCGUGGCUGAAGGUGUACCCGAAAGGUAUGUACAAUGUGCUGAGCUGGAUCCGCCGCGAGUACAACAAUCCACCUGUUUGGGUGACUGAGAAUGGUGUUAGCGACCUGGGUGGUACUCGGGAUGUGGCACGCGUGCAAUACUUCAAGGACUACCUAAAUGCGAUCCUGGAUGCGAUCGACGAUGGGUGUGAUGUGCGCGGAUACGUUGCCUGGAGCCUGAUGGAUAACUUCGAGUGGCGGGAGGGAUUGCGCGAACGGUUCGGCUUGUACUACGUGAAUUACAGCGAUCCGAGUUUGACGCGUUACGCCAAAUCAUCCGCCAAAGCGUUCGCUAACAUUGUGCGCAAUGGAUGGAUCGAUCCGGAUGACAUGCCGGAACCGGAACUGUACAUACCGGGACCAGAUGAGCCGCUGACUACUACAACAGUGCGCGUUCCAACUACCACUAAGGAUGAUGAUGGUGGAGCGACCGGGUUGUUGGUGUCGAAGCUAAUAAUUAUCGUAGCAUUUAUGCUGUUUGUACUGAACAUGUAA